AUGAGUAGAGGUUUUGGAACUGGGAGGUAUGAGAGGUUGGGGAAGGAAUCUGCAACCACAGCACUUUUGCAUGAGGAGUUCAAGAGAAGUACAACCAUGCCUUCUAAAUCAUCUAAUUCUUCAACAAAAAUGGCUUUAGGUUCAACUUUUAGGGAUAUAAAGCUACAAAGAAACCCUACAAAGAAGGGUAAUAGUAGUAGUAGUAAGAAGAAGAGUCAUCCACUCUUCAACUUCUUGGAUUUUCCUAGGAAAAAGAAAACAACAGCUAGGCCUGAAUUUGCAAGGUAUAUUGAGUAUCUCAAAGAAGGAGGCAUGUGGGAUUUCAAUUCCAAUAAACCAGUUAUCUAUUACAACUGA
This is a messenger RNA of Lathyrus oleraceus (garden pea), 357 nucleotides long. RefSeq lists its product as uncharacterized. The coding region runs from base 1 to 357 and encodes 118 amino acids. The transcript has a single exon. The record is from RefSeq and is a predicted model, not a curated record. NCBI's taxonomy places the organism in Eukaryota, Viridiplantae, Streptophyta, Magnoliopsida, Fabales, Fabaceae.